ACGUUAGUCAACACUGUUACGCUUGCCCAACACUAGGCAAAUUAAAGAUAAAAUUAAAUAGCCAGAAAUACGCGUGUGUGACGUGCUAAUAGUUAAAUAGUUGCGCUUGCGAUUGUAAUAGCCUAAAUAGACAACAUUUUAAGCAAGAGCUUGGUGCAAUAAAAAUACGAACAGCGUUUGCAAAGUGCAGAAUAACACACACAUACAUUAGAAACAAAUUUUCAAGCUACGGCUACGGCUACGGCUACUGGCUACAGCACAAGCCACUGCCCCCGCCCCCGUUGUCGUCGUCGUGUGUCUGCCUUUAGCGUUGCGUCUCCCGUAUGUAAAUUGUAACCCGAUGGACGACGAAGGCGACCCAAACAGAUGAUAUUCACGCUGAGAAAAAAAACAAAAACAGCAACUACAAAGCGCAGCAAAAACAGCAGCCGCAGCAGCAGCAAACAUUGACCCAGAGGCAGGUGACGUUAGAAGACUUCGAUUGACUGGAUUCGUCGGGUCGUCGCAAUUGCUGCAGUUGCUUUUGCACUGGCAUUUGAAGUGGAGGCAGACCCAUCUGGUAGAUAGAGCAAGCAAGCAAGUCCAAUGUCAAAUAAAAUCAAUCCAAAACGCCGUGAACCGACAGCAGCAGCAGCAGUAGCAGCAGCCACGGCAGUGGUGGCCACCAACACGAGCAGCUCGACCGGCUCCAGUGCUGGGAAUACAUCAUCAGCAAACACAUCGUCCUCAUCCAGCUCUUCACUGUCGUCCGCCGGUGGCGGUGAUGCAGGCAUGUCCGCCGAUCUGACAUCACUGUUCGAAUGUCCCGUUUGCUUCGAUUAUGUGCUGCCACCGAUAUUGCAAUGCUCGAGUGGGCAUUUGGUCUGCGUAUCGUGCCGAUCAAAGCUCACAUGCUGCCCCACAUGCCGUGGCCCGUUGGCCAACAUACGCAAUCUGGCCAUGGAAAAGGUCGCCUCCAAUGUGAAAUUUCCGUGCAAACAUUCGGGCUACGGCUGCACAGCCUCACUCGUUUAUACAGAGAAGACCGAGCACGAGGAGACCUGCGAAUGCCGGCCAUACCUUUGUCCCUGUCCGGGCGCCUCAUGUAAAUGGCAGGGACCGCUCGAUCUAGUCAUGCAGCAUCUGAUGAUGUCCCACAAGAGCAUUACCACGCUGCAGGGCGAAGAUAUUGUAUUUCUGGCCACCGAUAUCAAUCUGCCCGGCGCCGUCGACUGGGUUAUGAUGCAGUCCUGCUUCGGCCAUCAUUUCAUGCUCGUGCUGGAGAAGCAAGAGAAAUAUGAUGGACAUCAACAGUUCUUUGCCAUCGUCCAACUGAUUGGCUCGCGGAAGGAGGCUGAGAACUUUGUCUAUCGACUGGAAUUAAAUGGCAAUCGACGCCGCCUCACCUGGGAGGCAAUGCCGCGUUCCAUACACGAAGGUGUUGCCUCUGCUAUACACAAUUCGGAUUGUCUGGUGUUUGAUACAUCGAUUGCGCAACUGUUUGCCGAGAAUGGGAAUCUGGGCAUCAAUGUAACCAUAUCUCUCGUCUAAGAUGUGUGGCGUCUGUUGGGUACUAGAGUAACUAAGAUGAAUGAAUAUGGAAUAUGAAUCGUUUCUAAAACGAUUAUUAACUCGAUAUAAUUAUACAAGAACAUGUUAUGUAUGUGCGACAUCAUUGGUACAUCAUCAGUUUACAUCAUGUCAUGUAUGUACGUAUGUAUGUAUGUAUGUAUGUAGUAAGGUCGGUUAGGUCAGGUCAGGUCUGUCUGUUUCAGUGUCAGUCUCUUAAUUGCUAGAUUCUAGGGUAUUCUUUUUUCCAAAAACAAAAAAGGAAGAAAGAGUGAAACAAAAGAAAGAAAACACAAACACACACAUUUAAA
Drosophila hydei is the source of this 1859-nucleotide messenger RNA. RefSeq names its product E3 ubiquitin-protein ligase sina (gene sina). NCBI's taxonomy places the organism in Eukaryota, Metazoa, Arthropoda, Insecta, Diptera, Drosophilidae. Gene Ontology annotation, molecular function: zinc ion binding; ubiquitin protein ligase activity; ubiquitin conjugating enzyme binding. Gene Ontology annotation, cellular component: cytoplasm. The record is from RefSeq and is a predicted model, not a curated record. The coding region runs from base 586 to 1530 and encodes 314 amino acids. Gene Ontology annotation, biological process: multicellular organism development; proteasome-mediated ubiquitin-dependent protein catabolic process. The transcript is spliced from 2 exons.